AUGGUGCUGCCACCGAUUUCAAAGACUGGUAUGCCACCUUUGGCACAACCACACCAUACGCUCAAUCUCAUCAACUUCUGCCAUCCCGGCUACAGCUAUCCUGCCAAUGUUCUCUUUAAGCUGUACGCGAUCGAGCUUGCGGAUGAGCCUGCGACCGACGAGCCCGCGACCGACGAGCCCGCGACCGACGAGCCCGCGACCGACGAGCCCGCGACCGACGAGCCCGCGACCGACGAGACCAAUCGACUGGGCGUCCACCAUGAGACAGCUCGCAUCGCGUGUGCGAUACUCGCGAACAAUACGUGGGAUGGUUACCUCACGGCCAACACACCAGAUGGGCCAGCCGUGCCUCUAGAUGACCCUGAUCGGGUCCUCACUGCCGACCAUUACUAUUUCCAUCACCCGUCAGACCCGAAGUAUCCCGUAGUUGCGGACUUUGAGUCUUGGAAGUUCCCUACGUCCACGCCUGGCCAACUGCCGUCUUACUGGCGCUCACUUGCCAUCCCUCCGCCGCAAAUACCUCAAACCACACCUACUCGUUGCUGCGCAGUCACAGGUCGGCAUAUACCGCUCGAGUAUGCACAUCUCAUUCCAGUUUCGCAGAUAGCAUGGUUUGAAAGAAACCAUAUGAAGGUCUUUCAGAAGCGGAUGGGCCAGGACAAUAUCAACUGGAUCAACCAGACAUGUAAUAAGCUGUCGCUGGCCAGAGAUAUUCAUUACCUGGCGGACCAGGAGCAUCUCGUCUUUGUGCCACGUAUUCACCGAGGCAAAGGCGACGGAAUUGCCACCUACUCGAAUGGUAGGCGGGAGGCUGAAGCAGUCGCGCUCGUCUGCUACACACUCAAACCCGAUGCCUAUUACGAGCUCAUUCAUCUAUACCACCUUCACUCUCUCGAGCCCCUCGAGGAUAUACCAGCAGAGUAUAUCUUUGCCAACUUCGCCCAUGCUAUUUUUCGCAUCUGCGAGUUCUUCGACAACGAUGGUGAACAGCGGAAGUGUGUCCAGCUUGAGCAAGAGGUGGGCCAGAAGCCACAAUACAAAAUCAGGGACAACCCAGAGCGCAAAGACUCGGGGACGCUGAGCAGGAGCCCGACUAAGCGCCGGGGGACAAAUUACAGCUCACCUGAGAAGCGCGCCCGGAGCAACAACGAGGACGGCUCAGAUGGCGAGGACGCCCCGGUCGGCUGCUCGUUCUCAAGCGGGACAACCAAUAGCGAGGGCAGCCAUGGGUACGAAGACGAAGCGCCGCGCGGUCGCACACUCAAGCGGCGACGAACGCCACAGCCUAACCGAUCGCCAUCUUGGUCUCAUUUGAGCUACUAUGACGUACCUAGCUGGUACGUCACUGAGCAGCGUUUCCCCGUAAUUGUGGACGACCAUGUACAAGAUACCGUGGCGGGCCAGCACAUCUCGGAUCUUCAGGAAACGCUGCAUUCGCCGUCACGAAAACGGCCCAGGACGUCUGUUUAG
Diaporthe citri is the source of this 1470-nucleotide messenger RNA. RefSeq lists its product as uncharacterized. Lineage: Eukaryota; Fungi; Ascomycota; Sordariomycetes; Diaporthales; Diaporthaceae. The transcript has a single exon. Bases 1 to 1470 code for a protein of 489 amino acids. The record is from RefSeq and is a predicted model, not a curated record.